Molecule: messenger RNA, 2522 nt
Organism: Cladocopium goreaui
Lineage: Eukaryota; Dinophyceae; Suessiales; Symbiodiniaceae
Source: the annotation of a GenBank genome assembly
CCGGCGCCCCGUUCGAACUUGCCAUGGUCCUCGCUGGGGCGUCAUGGUCCUCGCCGGGGCGGCGAGAAGUCGACGGGAGAAGUCACUGAGCUGGUGCAGGCACGGGGUGAUACAGCGUCGUGAUCGGUGAUGUCGACCGAUGCCGUCGAACUGUCUUUCCAAAGAGCUUCGGUGCACCUGGUGCACGAUGUGAAGCGAUUGGAAGACGGUGAGGAUCUCAACGAUGCCCUGUUGGAUUUCUUCGUGAAGCUGGGGCAAGCUUUGAUCCCGAACAGGAAGGACAGUGGCGGCAUCGUGGGCUUCAAUGAAGGCCUCUCCCCGGUGGCCUACCUGGGCUCCUACUUCUACGGCAUGCUGCAGAAGGGCCACACCAGUGAUGGUCGGCAAGGCCAUGCCAAUGUGGCGAACUGGGCCAAGCGUCGCCUCGGCAAAGGUGGGUUAUUUGCGGAACAGGUGGGCGCCCUGGCUGUGCCGGUGAACGAGCUGCUGAGAGACUACAUGGGCCGACAACAGGAAAAGCACUGGUGGUUGGCCCUGCUGGUGAAUCCCCGUGCGCCGUGUCCCAACGACGGACCUCUCCAAGAAGCUGUCAGCGUGAGCUGCCUGGAUUCCUUCGCGCGCACGGGCAUGCGCUACAAACCCCCGCGCCGAGCCUUGAAGGUGGAAAAGGACAGUCGCAAUGAGGCCUACUUCGUAGAGGUGAGCAGUUUCAGCCGUUCGGGCUUUGUGGCUCUGAUCGCCUUCCGCGCACAAGGCGAUGGUUCGCUGGGUCCCUUACUGGACCCGCGGCUCUCGCGCUUGCAGUUCGGACAUCGGGUGAUCAAGGAACCUGAAUUGGAUUUGAAGGUUCGAAACUAUGGCGACCAUGGUGUGCCAGGGGUUUUAGAGGGCACGUUAGAGUUCGCUUUUGAUUCCUCCACGCGAAUCUGUGGUGAAUAUACGCUGCACUAUGCGGGCGUGGGGGAGUAUAAGCCUGCCCUGAAGUUGGAGCUCCGCAGAGAACCCAACCAAUCGCAGCUGCAAGUCUCAAAGCUCUUAGGCGGCUACUGCGGGAAGGAGUUCGAGCUCUCAGAAAGCGCGGUGAGUUACAGCGACGCCCAGGUAGCGGAGGCCUUGCAGCUGGCAGACACGCCGCAGCAGGAGAGCGCCCAUGACUGCGGUUUCUUCAUCCUGGAGCAGGUUCUUCGGCUGCUUCAGCUGAGUCCCACGGCGCUGCGCUCGCUGGCGUCCAAGUCCACCGAGGACAUCGCCUCGCUACCGUGGCCCUCGCAGCGCGAAGUGGUGAAGCGCAAGAAGAAGCUCCGUGAAAUUACGGCGGAUCUCUUCGUAGCCUCGCGACGGCAAAACACCAGUGAUGUGGAGGUGCUGUUGAAGAACGACGAGCUCCUUAGAAAGAAACUGCUCCUGGCGAUGUGGGAAGGCCCUUACUUUGCCCGCGCAGUGGCCAAUGUGAUCGCCAUGGAUCCAGGGCCCAUGCCGGAAGUUCCCAUCUUGCCAAAAGAGGAGGACACCAAGAAAGAGGAAGAAGAGAGCGACGAGUCCAGCUCGAGGAGUAGCAGCCCAGCACGGAGCAGCAGUAGUGGAAGCAGCUCCAGCCACAAGAAGCGUAAGCACCGGGACCGUGGUGACAGCCACGGCGCCAAGCGCCCGAGAACCACCGAGCCGACAGCGCCGGGUGCGGCGGAACCGCGGCACCACGGCCACAGCGGAACGCGGCACGCGCGGCCGCCGCCGCCGCCGAGCUUUACGAAGGAUGACCUGCAAGGUUAUCCAUCAAAAACUCUGCGGAACCUCUGUGUGCAGUACAAGGUGCUGCCCCCUGGCAUGGUGGAGCGAACCGACCUGCUGAAAGCUCUAGAACCUUUGGCAGUUGUGAAGAAUGCGACCCCAGCCAGCGCGUCCGCACGCGCAGGGGCUGAGAGGCUUGGGAAUGGCACCUUCACGCGCAGCGACCUGCCCAGUUUCACCAACGUGGAGUUGGAGACCAUGCCCAUUAGUAAAUUAAAGAUGUACUGCAUCCAAUAUGGCCGAUUACCUAGUGGUUCUCUGGAGAAAUCGGACUUGAAGAAGGCCUUGGCGCCCUUGGCCAAGGUGGCGCAGCCUCCUCCGGCCAGCAGCGUUCCUAAAAAGGUGCUUCCGAGCUUCACCUUGGAAGAGCUGCAAACGAUGCCCAUCAGCAAGCUGAAGAAUCAUUGCUUGCAGUAUGGCAGGAUGCCGCACGGACCGGUGGAGCGAACGGACUUGGUGAACUUGCUGAAGCCCUUCGCAACAGGUGCACGGUCCACGCUGACAACAGCUCCGGCCACACUGCCGGGCGCGGUGCCAGCGCCGGCGUCAACGGCGGCGUCGACGGCGCCGGCGGCGAAGCCGGAGGGUGAUGGCUUCAGUUUGGAGGAGCUGAAAACCAUGAGCAUGAAAAUGCUCAAAACGUUCUGUUUGCGACAUAAGGUGAUGCCGCACGGACCGGUGGAAAAAUGUGACCUGCAAAAGGCUCUGGAGCCUUUCGCGAGAUGAGCGGAAAA